This is a messenger RNA of Chenopodium quinoa (quinoa), 1986 nucleotides long. RefSeq names its product F-box/kelch-repeat protein At3g23880-like. Gene Ontology annotation, molecular function: protein binding. The record is from RefSeq and is a predicted model, not a curated record. Lineage: Eukaryota; Viridiplantae; Streptophyta; Magnoliopsida; Caryophyllales; Amaranthaceae. The transcript is spliced from 4 exons. Bases 192 to 1328 code for a protein of 378 amino acids.
AACCCAAGGGACGAGGAAGUAACACAAUAUACAAGACGACUUGCCAAUUUUUUUAAAAAAAUAGAAAUCUCAUUAAAAAAUACGAGAAAAUACUUCGUACGAAUUAGAAAACCCCAAAUGCAAAACCCCAUCAACUAACAGUCCGUCUUCUUCCUCUUUACAUUGAUCCUCCAAUCUGCAAAUCGCUCAAAAUGUGGGGUCGGAAAAGGCAAAAACCAUUGCAAGAACACCACUAUUUAACCCCAGAUUUAUGGAGGGAGGUCUUUGCCAGGUCGCCGGUGAAAACCCUUUUACAAUUCAGGUGUGUUUGUAAAACCUGGUGUUCUUUAAUUGAUUCUCCUGAUUUCAUUUCUAUGCAUCUCAAAUUUUACAAGAAUCCUCGAAUUUUAGCUGUUGAACCUAUACCCAAAACAUUUUCUGAUUUCAAAUUUAUAAUUCGUCGGAGUGAUUCAAUUAGAAAAAUUGCUCAACUUGAUACGAAUUUAGAAUCUCGAAUGAAUUUUGAAAGUGUUAUGGUUGAUGGGUUGAUGUUAAUUGGGCGAUUUACUUUCCAUGAUUCGGAUUCGAAAGAGUUGAGUUUGUGGAACCCUUCUAUUAGGAAAACCAUGUUACUUCCCCAUUGCCCUCUUAAAUGUAUUAAGUUUAGUAAUGUUGGAUAUUAUCUAGGAUUUGCACCUUUGAGUAAGGAUUAUAAAGUGGUUGCUUUGGAGGCAGUGGAGCUUGGUGAUGCCGAAGCUUCGGAGUUGUCGAUUGAGAUUGCAAUUUAUUCGCUUAGUGGCCGUGUUUGGAGGGUUAAACCCGACUGGAGAAAUGUUACAAGGUGGUGUUUUAGUUUAAUGAGGUUGAGGAAUGGGGCUGUUUUCUCCCAAGGGGCAUUGUACUGGAGACCUUAUUAUGGAUUCCCGGGGAAAGAUACUCAUCUUCUUUCUUUUGACUUAGAUACCGAGGAAUUUAGUUUUCUGAAGAUGCCGGAUUUUGGGGAGGAAAUGCGCAAGUUUCUUUUUCUCUUUGGUGGGUCAUUAGCAGUUUUUGGUAUUUCUCGCGUAAGAGCUUGUGUAUGGGUGAUUGAAAAGAAUCACGGAAAGGAGCCAUGGUGCCAAUUUUCUUCUGGAGAUUCUAAUUUGGAUGCCUAUAGAUUCUUUGAUUGUUGCUCAAUGCACAAUUUGCACAUGUUGUAUGUUGAAAAUACUGGUACAUUGUUGAUACAUGACUUUAACAAACUGAUGUCUUAUGACAUAACGAGUCAUCAAGUACAACAAAGGAAAUACUUUCGUUGUUCAUAUCUGGAUACUUAUGUGGAGAGCUUGGUGUUGCACAAAGGAUGUUAAGGCACAACUUUGACCUCACUCGCAUAAAAAAGACUACAACAUAAACUGGUAGAUGCCGAAUGAUGACAGUUUUGCUGGAGUAAUGGGUUAGCAAUUACAUAAAUCAAUGAAAACCGAAGAUUGUGAAGAGAAAUCCCGAUAGUUAACUUGAGAUUUUGCUGAAAGUGCUCUGUCCAAAAGAAAGAAGAAGAGGGAGCCUCGAUCUUGAAUAGAUUCAGAACCAUAAUUGUUCAUCAGAUUGAGGGGGUGUAUCUGGAUAAUAUGUUUAUAUCUAAAGGACACAACAGACUUUUCAUUAAUUAGGUUAUGUAGGUUUGAGCUUAGCUUCCUUCAGUUCUUUCGUACAAAGUUCAUAUUGGGAUUUUUCAUUUUCUGGGUUUUCAAGACAUCAAUACUUUAAUGAUUACGAAACAAUAAAGAUUUUUGGCCCCUCAAAAUACUUGAUUUUUUUAAUUUACCUUUUGAUCUAUUUUGGACCAUUGUUGUCAAAAUCGCGAUCCGGAUCGUGAGAUCGGGACCGUGUUUCUCCUUAUUGUUGAUAGGGAUUAUCCACGUAAAAAUCUUGUGUGCUUUUUCUUGUUGUCCUGAAUUUUAUUAUUCUUUCCGAUUAUGUGUUUAUGGUUGUUAUUUAAACUAUUUAAUUAAUUAAUUAAUCAAA